Molecule: messenger RNA, 988 nt
Organism: Dendroctonus ponderosae (mountain pine beetle)
Lineage: Eukaryota; Metazoa; Arthropoda; Insecta; Coleoptera; Curculionidae
Exons: 2
Coding region: 225-962 (245 amino acids)
Source: RefSeq, a predicted model, not a curated record
GUUCAAUCAGUGUUCUUCUGUUUAUUUCUUGGCUUUUAGGUUCAAGCAUGUACAGGCGCAAGGCGCAUGUUGGCCAAAUGAAAAAUUACAUUCUUGACAAAAGUUACUGAACAUACUGAUAAUUAUGUCACAAAUUCUUCAUUUCCGUUGAUGUUAACAAAAUGACAAUACGUCCAAACUGGCAGUCAAAACUUCAAUUACCUCCCAAAAAAAUGAAAAAAUAAAUGUCCAAAAGAAAAUUGUGCCAUCGUGACGCUUGCUACAACCCAUCCUGCAGUAGACGAAGAUCGUUCAGAGAUUUUUCGCAAAACCAUCCAGACAAUGAUGGAUUGGCUAAAAGGAAACCUGCAAUUGAUAAUUUUACAGCUACAUCCGAAUCUGAAAAUUCCUGCAAAAUUGUGCACAGUCUUUCCGAAGCUGCAAACAGCCUUAAGCCUAUUCUAAAGAGACACGCAACCGCAGAUAAAUGUACGCUGACAAUCCACUUGGACGAAAAUGGUUCCAGAAACUCAUUUAGAUUGCAGGACUUUGAAAAUCCAGUAGAUAUUCGUUUAUCAAAUAAUCCUGUUGCAUCAGGGCAUUGUAAAAACCCCAAUCUUCCUGUACGUAGCAAAUCAUGCCAACAUUUGCCGAACACCAGGCAGUUUGUGCAUGGAGAACAGCAAAGUUCUUUUUCGGUGUUUGAUGACGAAGAGGACAUUGAGGAAUUGAUUUCGAUUCAUGCAGCCGACUUUCAGUUUGAAGAUGACGAUUCAAAGUAUUGCUUUGGUUUUAGCGCAAAUGGUGGCAGCAUUUUGGAAGCAAUCCAUGUACGCUUGGACGUGGAUAAAGAGCGGCUUUUUCAGUACCUAAACAGAACAUGUUUCCGGGUAUUUUUAGGGCCAUCUAUAGACGAAACGACCGUUCUGACAAUGGAAAACUUUAUUAGAUUUUUGCAAUGGUGUGGCUUUCUCAAUGUAUGAUUCUGUAAUAAAUUACAUCCAUAUUG